Trichobilharzia szidati is the source of this 677-nucleotide messenger RNA. Lineage: Eukaryota; Metazoa; Platyhelminthes; Trematoda; Strigeidida; Schistosomatidae. The record is from the annotation of a GenBank genome assembly.
AUGAAAAACUGGAGACUAGGUCGUUCCAUUGAACCAAUAGCUGAGAAAGAAGAACAAGCAUCACGUACAUCAUCAAUAUCUUUAGGUAAUGAAGAGGUGAAUAUUAUUAAUAAAGAAGAAUGCGAUGGUCUUGUCACUUCAUCUACUCCUGAUAAUGAUGUAGAUUUAAAAGAAAUUAACAAUGAAAAUAAUUCUAAUUUAAAACAACUUCAAAGUAAUAAUACAGAUACAGUGAGUUAUAAAAAAUCUUCAAAAGACAAUGUUCAUUCAACUGGUGAAGUUGAAAAUUCUUUGGAGGAUGUGAAAUUCUAUCGAUUAGUUUCAAGAUCAGCCACAUGGGAUGGAUGGAUGAAGCUGACAACUAAUACUACAAAAAAAGAAAUUCAUUCACAAAAAGUUAUUGUAAAAUCUAAUGCUUAUAAUAGUGAAGCUACUACAACUACUAACGGGAACACUGAUAUUACCAUGGAUAGUCAAAGUGAAUUAAAAAGUGAUAUUAUCGUGAUGACGGCAUUUUAAAGUUUAAUGAAAAGAAGUUUUGUUAUAAUUACGUAAAUAAUUAAAUAAUUGACCAAAUAAUUGUCAUCAUCAUUAUUAUUAUUUGUUAUUAAUUUCGAGCUAGUCUGCUUGAUUAUUUUCUACAAUAACCUGUUGCGGAAUGAUUUGUAUCUUCUUUU